Messenger RNA from Parathielavia appendiculata, 2343 nucleotides. Its product is annotated as voltage-gated potassium channel. NCBI's taxonomy places the organism in Eukaryota, Fungi, Ascomycota, Sordariomycetes, Sordariales, Chaetomiaceae. Gene Ontology annotation, cellular component: plasma membrane. Gene Ontology annotation, biological process: potassium ion transmembrane transport; stabilization of membrane potential. The transcript is spliced from 2 exons. The record is from RefSeq and is a predicted model, not a curated record. Gene Ontology annotation, molecular function: potassium ion leak channel activity; outward rectifier potassium channel activity. Bases 1 to 2343 code for a protein of 780 amino acids.
AUGAUCGCUGGCACCCUUGGCCCAGUGGCAUCCGCCUUCAGCAUCUGCGCCCUCGUCACGCCAUGGCGACAGAGCUUUCCCCCAGGGACCGACGUGGAUGCUGCUCCCUUCAUCCGCGACCCGCCCUGGUUGACUGCCAUAAAUGCCGUCCAGCUGUUCAUCGCCAUCGUGGCCAACAUGGCCCUCCUGCUCAACAUGACUAGGCGCCUCAGCUUCACAAUCGCCCAGCCCGUCACCAUCAUCGGCUGGUACAUCUCAUCCUUUACUCUGAUUGCCCUCACUGCCACUGGUGCCGGCCCCCUCGUCGUCGAGCCGGCCGACGAAUUCAUUUGGUCCCAAGCCUUCUAUUACGGAGUCUACGCGGCCGUUGUCUAUUUCCUGGUCGCCUCUCUCAUGGUUGUCACCUACAAGGGUGCUUACCUCGGCCGCUACCCCAAAGACUUCAUGUUGACCCCCAGCCAGCGGACGUUGAUGCUGCAAACCAUCAUGCUCCUCCUGUAUCUGCUUGUUGGUGCCCUGAUAUUCUGCAAAAUCGAAGGUUGGGCCUACCUCGACGCUGUAUACUGGGCCGCCGUGACCCUCUUUACCGUCGGCUUUGGCGACUUCUACGCCACCACCACACUUGGCCGAGCACUGCUCUUGCCUUACGCGCUCGUUGGCAUCAUCAGUCUCGGCCUGGUUAUUGGCUCCAUCCGCAGCCUGGUUCUAGACCGCGGCAAAACUCGACUCGGCGCUCGUAUGGUGGAAAAGAAGCGCCGCAGGACUCUCCGGCGCAUGACGCGGCUGGGCAAAGACGACAUCCUCGUGCCCAUCACGGAUGACCCGCACACCUUAUCGUCCGUCCGGACCGACGCCUCGGGCCUGACCGAAUUUGAGCGGAGAGAGCGCGAGUUUGAGCUGAUGCGCAAGAUCCAGGAGGUCGCUCACCGUCGCCGUCGGUGGGUUGCUAUGGGUAUAUCGACCGGCACCACAUUGGUGCUGUGGCUGGUCGGUGCAAAGGUGUUCCAGGAGUGCGAGGUGCGGUACCAGGGGUGGAGCUACUUUGACGCCUUUUAUUUCGCAUUUGUCAGCUUGACCACCAUCGGCUACGGGGAUAUUACGCCCGUAUCCAAUGCCGGCAAGACGUUUUGGGUGUUUUGGGCGCUGUUGGCCCUGCCGACCAUGACUGUCUUGAUCUCCAAUGCAGGCGACACCAUCAUCAAGGGCAUCCGCGAAGGAACAGAUCGGGUCGCCACAGUCACCAUUCUGCCCAGCGAGCGCGGAUUUAAGAGAGACGUCAAGCAAUUGCUGCGGAUGCUGUCGUUCGGCAUUCUUUUUGACGAAGACAUUGAGCAAGAACCCACUGGGCUCCUCGGCCAGCCGCAGCGGCUCAAAGAGGCCAUGGGCGACAGCAAUAACAAAAGGGGUGACGCCGAACAGGAAAUGCAACAAGACGAAGCCGACCUCGAGGCCGAAGGCGCCAACACAGCCGAAACCAGACAAAAGCGCGCAGACCGCGAACGCCUGGAAGAAGGCCAUACCGCCGCAGCCGAAGCCAACGCGGCAGCAGAAACAGCCACCACACCACCCUCAACCACGAACACGAAAGUAACCUUCUCAUCCCCCUCCCGCAAAUCCAAACCCUUCCGCACAGACUCGACCGCCUACCACCACCACCACCAGCAGCAGCAUCAACCCCCCUCCAUACCCCGACAACAACAACAAACCCCCAUCCCACCACCAAUCCCAGACAAUAGACAUGACUACCACGUAACACUAAUCGACGAGAUCCGCCGAGUCACGGAGCACCUGAAACACCACCCCCCAAGGAAAUACUCCUUUCACGAGUGGGCGUGGUAUCUGCGCCUAAUUGGCGAGGACGAAGCGGACGCGGAGCGGCAUCGGCGAGCCGCGUUGCGCGCCAAACAUGGCAAGGCGAAGAGUCUCGAGGGUAGCAGUAGGGGAAGGGGUACGGGUGGGGAUGAUGAGACGGGUUCGGAGAAAGGUGUCAAUGAAGGGAACGACGGACAGGAGGGGCGGGAGAAAGGUCGUGUCAUAAAGGAGGGCGGCGGGGAUGAUGGGAAGGGGGAUAAUGGCGAUGCAAAAACGCCGCAGCGUGCAUAUGGUGGCGAAGCGAUACCGGUCAGGGAGGGAGGAGAAGAAAAGGGCCAGGCGAUGGAAAGGGAGACCGAAACUGCUUCCACACACUCCCCUUGCCUCUACCCCUGGAGCUGGGUCGGGGACAGGAGCCCGCUGAUGGGCUCGCAGGAAGAGGCCGAGUGGAUUUUGGAGCGACUGAUUGCGCGGCUGGGAGAGGAGUUGAGGGCGGCUAGGGAGGCUCAUCAUCACUCUGGUGGUCAGUGA